This is a messenger RNA of Paramecium tetraurelia, 2092 nucleotides long. RefSeq lists its product as uncharacterized. The transcript is spliced from 3 exons. The record is from RefSeq and is a predicted model, not a curated record. NCBI's taxonomy places the organism in Eukaryota, Ciliophora, Oligohymenophorea, Peniculida, Parameciidae. Gene Ontology annotation, molecular function: protein binding.
AUGUCUUCCUUUAAUUAGAAGUAACAAAAGAAGCUUAACGAACACAAGGAGUUGGCUUAGAAAUAGAAGGAUGCGAACGAGCGUUUCCAAGAAGGCAAGAAGAUUAUGUUGAAAGAGAACAAGACAGCCAAUGAUUUUGAUCGUGCAAUCUAACUGUUUUCUGAAGCAAUCACAUUGUUAUAAAAUUCAAGUCAAACAGAACCGCAAUACGCCAAGUUUUAUGCUGCCCGAGGUAACGCCUACAUGCAGACUGGCCAAUAUUAGAGAGCUCUCUUUGACUUUUCAACUGCUGUGAGAUUCGAGGAAAACAAUGCAGAACAUUAUGGGGCAAGAGGAAACUGUUUUCUGCAAUUGGGAGAAGUCAAUGAUGCCCUGAAGGAAUAUGACAAAGCCAUUCAAAUCAAAUCCACAGACGGUUUCCUCUUUUUAAAUAGAGCACUUGUCUAUGCCAGAUUGGAUAAUUAUAAAAAGGCCAUCGAUGAUUACUAACAAGCUCUCAAGUAUUUGAAGGACUCCAAUGCGCAAUUCAAAGCACACUUUCACAUGGGAAAUUGUUAUAGACAAAUCAAAAUGUACGACCAAUCAAUUGAGCAUUUGCAAAAGGCUUGUGAUAUCAAGAAGGAUGAAGCCCCAGCACACAACAAUUUGGGAUUGUCCUACUUCGAGAAUCAAUAAUAUGAAUUGGCAUUAGAGAGAUUUACUAGGGCCAUCGAAUAAGAUGAGUCUAAAGCAACCUAUUACAAUAAUAAGGCAUUGGCAUUGUAUCAUCUGGGGGAUUUGAAGGGCAGUCUGAUAGAAUUCAAUAAGGCUCUUAGCAUAGAUGAUCAAGAUGCCCGAGCAUUAUACAAUAGGGGAAAUACUCAUUUGGCCUUAGGUAAGAGAACAGAAGCACAUGCAGAUUAUGACAAGGCAAUCAAACUGAUGCCCAAAAAUUCAAAAUUCUAUCAUUCCAAAGGAUUGGCCUAUUAGGAUUCCGAGGAAUAUGAAAUGGCUAUAAAAAUGUUCGAAGAGGCUUUGAAUAUCACUCCGAAUCACAUGCCAUCCAUUUUCCAUUUAGGUCUCAUGUAUCACAAGAAUGAUAAUCUAAAGGAGGCUUUGUCAUUGUUCACUUAAGUCUUGAAUGCUGAAGGCAAGGAUCGAUUGGUCUACUCUUCAAGAGGUUUGGUGUAUAUGGAUAUGAAAAAUUAUGAAUUGGCCAUCCAAGACUUCAAUGCAGCCAUUGAAAUGGAACCUACAUAUCCUGAGACCUAUUACAACAGAGGAUUGGCAAGAAUUGAAAUGCACGAACUCAAUGAUGCCAUCAAGGAUUUCGAGUAAGCUCUUGAACUCAACUCCAACAACCCUGGCAUUUACUCAGGUUUAGGUUAAGCAUACAGAUUAAAGAAGAACUAUGAGAAGGCCUUGUUCUACUUGGACAAGGCUUUAAAGGAGUCUCCUCAUAAUCAAGAGUUCUUGGUUUAACGAAGCAAUAUCUUUAUUGACAAGAAAGAGUAUCCAAAAGCCAUAAUAGAUUUGACAAGUGCGUUGGAUAGGAAACCUAAUGAUGCACAGAUCUAUUACAGGAGAGGACUGGCAUAUUAUAAAAAUUAGGAAUUCAAGAAAAGCAUAGCUGAUCUCUACAAAGCAUUUGAAAACAAGCCAUUUCAAAGUUAUGUGCCUGACAUACAUUAUCAUUUGGGAAUAUCCUUUGCCAAUUUGGAGAUGUUUGACAAGGCCAUCGAGCCUCUUACUAAUGCUAUAGAUUUACAGAAAUACGAGCCUGCUUAUAUUCAUGAAAGAGCGAAGUGUUUUCUGUUGGUGGGUGAAAAUCAAUUGGCUUUGGAAGACUUCGAUAAGGUGAUUGAAAUGCAACCACACAAUUCUCAUGCGUACUUUGGAAGAGCUUUUGCUCAUAAAGCCUUAUAGUCAUACGGGAAGGCAGCAGAAGAUUUUGGGAGAGCAAAAGAUUUGGAUCCGAUGAAUCCCAAAUUGAUUGUGAACUUCAAGUAGAUUUAUUAUGUGAAAUAUAUCAAAUUGUGCAAUCCUGGAGAAGAAUAGAGAUGAUAUUAUAUUCCAAACUAAUAAUUAAAUAUCUGAAAUUUUGUAAAGAAAA